This is a messenger RNA of Oenanthe melanoleuca, 4006 nucleotides long. It is a transcript of the gene ABCE1, whose product is annotated as ATP binding cassette subfamily E member 1. The coding region runs from base 242 to 2041 and encodes 599 amino acids. The record is from RefSeq and is a predicted model, not a curated record. Lineage: Eukaryota; Metazoa; Chordata; Aves; Passeriformes; Muscicapidae. The transcript is spliced from 18 exons. Gene Ontology annotation, biological process: translational initiation; ribosomal subunit export from nucleus; translational termination. Gene Ontology annotation, molecular function: ATP binding; iron ion binding; ribosomal small subunit binding.
CCGCCCCCGGGGCCCGACGGCCAUCUUGGCCGGGUGGCGGCGGCGGCGCGAGCACGUUGCGCGCGCGGGCCCGCGCGCGGGAUCACCGGACGCCGUUCCCCCGCCGCGGCGCGAGGGCGCCGCGCGCUCCCAGCCCUGCUUCGCCCCCCGGCCCCGCCGCGCCCCCCUCACAACUCCCGGUCUGGAAGCCUCCCACUACUCCUUAUAAUUGGUGUAUGUGUUUAACCCUAAAUUGUGCAUUAUGGCAGACAAAUUAACAAGAAUUGCUAUAGUCAACCAUGACAAGUGUAAGCCAAAGAAAUGUCGUCAGGAAUGCAAGAAGAGUUGUCCUGUGGUUCGAAUGGGAAAACUUUGCAUAGAAGUCACAUCGCAGAGCAAAAUAGCAUGGAUUUCAGAAACUCUUUGUAUUGGUUGUGGUAUUUGCAUCAAGAAAUGUCCUUUUGGAGCCUUGUCAAUUGUUAACUUACCUAGCAACCUGGAGAAAGAAACAACGCAUAGAUACUGUGCCAAUGCCUUCAAACUUCACAGGUUGCCUAUCCCUCGUCCAGGUGAAGUACUGGGAUUGGUUGGAACCAAUGGUAUUGGAAAAUCAACUGCCUUGAAAAUUUUAGCAGGAAAACAGAAGCCAAAUCUUGGAAAAUAUGAUGAUCCACCUGACUGGCAAGAAAUUUUGACUUACUUCCGAGGAUCUGAAUUACAAAAUUAUUUUACCAAGAUCCUGGAAGAUGACCUUAAAGCUAUCAUUAAACCUCAGUACGUGGACCAGAUUCCUAAAGCUGCAAAGGGAACAGUGGGAUCAAUUCUGGAUAGGAAGGAUGAAACUAAGACACAAACUGUUGUAUGUCAGCAGCUUGACUUAACACACCUGAAAGAAAGAAAUGUUGAGGACCUUUCAGGAGGAGAACUUCAGAGAUUUGCUUGUGCAGUUGUUUGCAUUCAGAAGGCUGAUAUCUUCAUGUUUGAUGAACCUUCCAGCUACUUGGAUGUCAAGCAGCGCUUGAAGGCUGCCAUUACUAUCCGGUCCCUAAUAAACCCUGACAGGUACAUUAUUGUUGUAGAGCAUGAUCUAAGUGUGUUAGAUUAUCUCUCUGACUUUAUCUGCUGCCUGUAUGGUGUGCCAAGUGCUUAUGGUGUUGUUACCAUGCCUUUCAGCGUAAGAGAAGGCAUAAAUAUUUUCCUAGAUGGCUAUGUUCCAACAGAAAAUCUAAGGUUUCGAGAUGCAUCUCUGGUAUUUAAAGUAGCUGAGACAGCUAACGAAGAAGAGGUUAAAAAGAUGUGUAUGUACAAAUAUCCCGGAAUGAAAAAAAAGAUGGGAGAAUUUGAAUUAUCCAUAGUAGCUGGAGAAUUCACCGAUUCUGAAAUUAUGGUGAUGUUAGGGGAAAAUGGAACUGGCAAAACAACAUUUAUCCGAAUGCUUGCAGGAAGACUUACACCUGAUGAAGGAGGUGAGGUCCCAGUCCUAAAUGUCAGCUAUAAACCACAGAAAAUCAGCCCUAAAUCUACGGGAAGUGUCCGUCAGCUGCUGCAUGAGAAGAUCAGAGAUGCCUAUACACACCCCCAGUUUGUAACUGACGUGAUGAAACCUCUUCAGAUAGAAAACAUUAUUGACCAGGAGGUUCAGACACUGUCUGGUGGUGAGUUGCAGCGUGUGGCAUUAGCUCUGUGUCUGGGUAAACCUGCAGAUGUUUAUCUGAUUGAUGAGCCCUCAGCAUAUCUGGACUCUGAACAGCGUCUGAUGGCUGCCAGAGUCAUUAAACGUUUCAUUCUCCAUGCUAAAAAAACAGCUUUUGUGGUAGAACAUGAUUUUAUCAUGGCUACAUAUCUUGCUGAUCGUGUGAUUGUUUUUGAUGGCAUUCCUUCCAAGAACACACUGGCAAACAGUCCACAGACUCUUUUGGCUGGAAUGAAUAAGUUUUUAUCUCAGCUUGAAAUCACUUUUAGAAGAGACCCCAACAAUUACAGACCAAGAAUAAACAAACUCAAUUCCAUCAAGGAUGUGGAACAAAAGAAGAGUGGAAACUACUUCUUCCUGGAUGACUAAAUAUUGAAUCCCAGCAUCUUUUUAACUGGUAUCUAGACAUGCAUAUUGGAAUCUAAAGAGCUGUGAUGAGAUGGCUCAGAUCAGGUUUUAGAACAAUUAAUCUUUUGGAGCUUAAAAUCUCAUGCUGCAUUUAACAUCUGAGAUAGUAACCAUAAACAUCGUAGUCAGAGUAAAACUGCCACUUUCUAUAUUUUGGUGACACAGCCCUAUUUUCAGUGUAAUAAUUUCAAAAUAGAUCACCUUGAAAUUGUGCAAAUGGGUCUCCUGAUCUUUCAAAAUUUAAGGGAGGUUUUCAAUAUAUUCCACUCAUGUACCAAGUACUGACUGAACUUCCUCAUUUUAAAAUAAAGCUCUUUUCUGUAUAAGAGGGAAGUUUACUAAGAAUGUCACGCUACAGGAGCAACUCCUCUUUUAAAAAGGCUGAAUCUCUCUGGCUGAGGGUUUCAAAAAUAAAAUACCACCUAAGUUACAGCUCUUCUGUGGCACUGCAGAAUUUCUUCAAUUAAUAAUCAGAAGUGUGUAUAUUUGUAUAAUGUCACACACCCUUUUCUCACACUGUAGCUCAAUGGAAGAUGCAGUACAAAGAACAUAAAGGAAGGUAGCUACACCUUUUUUUAAUCAUCUGGUCCUGUUCUCAGACCUAGUGAGAUGAAAGUAAUCAGUUAAAUAAUCUUAAAGAAAUAUAAACAUGCUUUCCAUCUAUCCAGCUCACUCUUCCAUUAAGUUUUUAUAAGGCUGAGAGGCAGGAAUUACUUUUUCCUAAAGUAAAAGCUUUGAUCCUUACUAUGACAAAGAAAAAAAACCAAAAAAACCUUGUUAAAAACUUAAUUUAUAUGGAAGUAAGAUUCUUCAGGGAGCCAGAAGGAAAAUUUAAAGGUUCCUGCUUACUGUAAAAACAACUUGCAGCUAUGUAUCUUAAAAGUAAGAAAGGGUAUUUUACAUUCAACUGUUCUCUGCCUUCAUUGGCAUGUGAAAAACAGCAAAAGAAAACAUGGCCUUGUUCCUUGUUUACAUUUUUGCCUCAGAAGCUACAUAAAGGAGUGGGGAUUUUGGGGGGGUGGCUUUUUGCCAUAACUUUGGCUGUACUGAGCAUUAUAUACACACUACACCUCCGUGUUGUAACAGCAAUGCACCUGUACUACAAGAGGCAGGGAGACUCCCUAAAGAAGUUCAGGUAUUAAACACAUCCUUACACAACCACCCUGGCCAGACAAAAUCUUCCAAAGGCUAACUAAACUUGUUCUCUUCAGCACAGCUUAACUCCCUUUGGACUGGAGUUGUGCAAUCUUCUUUUAAUCAGUUGUAAUAAGGAUAACGUAAAGAUGUGGUUCAGCUGUGUGUCACAGCUCAUUAUAUGCCGAAUGCUACAUAUAUUGCAGGAGGAUUCUGCAAUCUAAAACAUCUUGCCCUAGGCCAGAGGUUGGGCCAAUCAGUCUACUACUCCUUCUGCAAGAGAGAAAACCAGACUUUCUGGACCAGCAUUAGAAAGAUAUAUCUACACCUUCCAGUCCUUCACUGUCCUAGCAUAGCAAGGCACUGUAAGUCCAGCUGAAAGAAGGUGGGUUUUAGAAGCAAAUUCUGAAAGCACAUCCCUCCCAGUUACUGCCAUGCCUCUCUUCCCCAGUGUUUCCUAACAGAUUUCUGUAGGAAGUGUUACUGCCUUCACUCUUGCAACAAAGCUUGUGAUGAACUACCUGCUCUAGGACAGAAUUAGUUCAGUGACUGCUGCACAAAUUGGGGGUACAGCUGGAGUUUAGAGUUUAAAAUUCACCAGUAAACUCAACAAGCAGCCCUCUUUACAACAAGUAGCCCUCUUUAUGUUUUUAAAGGGGUUGAAAUAAACAGAGAAUCACAAUUGUAACAACAGUUAAAUAUCUCAGUGCUUGCUUCAUUCUCAACCUGAAAAGGUUUGAAACCGUGAAUACAUUUCUGAAUGAAAAAGUAUUUAGAUGAAAAAAAGAAAAA